AUGGCGCCCACGAAACCCGCCGCACCUCAGCCCAACCCGCAGUACGUGAAGAAGCUUCGGCUGCACCACCAGCGUACGGGCGAGACCAAGCUGCCCGUGCCCGCCGUCGGCGACGACAGGGGCGGCAGCUUCAUUACCGCCGCGCCUUGCUGGCCGUGCUCGACCAACAAGACGCAUCCGGAGGAGGAGGCCAAGGGCCGCGGCCUCUUCACCCGCUUUUACGGACCGGUCCGCGGCGAUUGGUCGCAGGUUGGAGAGACCAUUGGCGGCGCCGUCUGCGCCGACGGCUUCGGCAACAGCAUCGCCAUGAGCGCGGACGGCCAGCGCUGCGUCGUCGGCACCCAGGGCAAGGUGCGCGUGCUCCAGCUCAAGGACGGCGACUGGUGCGAGCUGGGCAAUGAGCUCACAGGGCCCGGGGAGUACGGGCGCAGCGUCGCCCUCAACGGCGACGGCUCGAUCCUGGCCAUCGGCGCACCGAGCACUGAGGGCGGCAACGCCAACGAGACGGCCGGCGCGGUCUAUGUCUACAAGCUCGCCGAGUCCAACGAGUGGGAGCAGGUCGCCGAGCUUCAGCCGCAGCAGGCGGGCGCCAAGACGAAGCGCAAGUCACGGACCACCGUCGUGGAAGCCCUCAACGCCUCCUUUGGCUUCAGCGUCUCGCUCAGCAGCGAUGGCAAGCGCCUCGCCGCCUCCAGCCCCGAUGAGGGCGGCGGCGUCGUGCGCAUCUACGAAGAAGUGGAGCGCGUGUGGUCGAUCGCGACGACGCUCGAUGGGGCUGGAGAGCCCUUCGAUGUCGUCCAUGGAGACCGUUUCGGCCACCAGGUCGCCCUCUCCGCCGACGGCGACGUCCUCGCCGCUGGCGCGCCCAUGCACGGCGACGGCGCCGGCAUGGUGGCGGUGUACGAGCGCGUGUGCUCCGCCGACGAGGGGGAGGGGAAGCCCGAGUGGACGCCCAAGGGCGAGGGCAUCUUUGGCCGCGUGCAAACCGCCAUCGCCGACCCGUGCAACCCAUACGACAAGACGACCAUCGUCGACAACCUCGGCUGGAGCGUCGCCCUCUCUGGCAACGGCUCGCGCCUCGCCGCCGGCGCACCGAACGCGGUGUCGGUCUUUGAGGAGUGUGGGGAAGUCUACAAGGCGACGCCCGCUUGGGCUGCGGAGAACCAAACCUUUGACGGCAUCGCGACGGCCGGGUACGUCGAAGUGCUUGAGAUGGAGCGCGACCAGUGGCGCCGGGUGGGCGGCCUGAUUAUCGGCGACGGCUCUGCCGACAACGUCCAGGUGGGCACCUCGGUCGCCCUGAGCGACGACGGCGAGAUCGUCGCCGUUGGCGCGCCGAACAACGGGCCGACCGGCAGCCCCAUCAACGGCACGCGCGCGGCGGCGAUGGCGUACAAGGUGCAGGACAGGGCACCACCGACCACCAGCCGCAUCGGCCGGGCGGGCCCGACCUCGGCCGAGCCCAACAUCUGCAAGCGGGCUGCCAUCUGGCUGCAAGACCACGCCAACCUCGCGCCGGCCGGCAAGGAGGUUGCCUUCACCUCGCUGCUCGCGCCGGGCAGCGGGCUGUGGCGGGGCGCCUUCUUCCGCAACGUCGGCGGCGAGUACGCGGAUGCCGAGCCGAACCAGUUCGGCAAGGUUUGCGACACGCUGGGCAAGUACGUCGGCUCGGUCAAGGUUUUCGGGGCCUGCGGCCGGAACAACGGCCUCGUCGAGGUUCAGGCCGGGCCUAAGUGCUGGCCGAUUGCCUACGUGGCGGUGAUGAAGCCCGGCUUUGGCCUCGCAUACGUGCAGGCCGGCGGCAAGCUUUGGAUGCAGAUGGGCAAGCAGGAGGGAAUCCACUCGACCGACGCCUCGCGCUGGCGCUGGGGUGGCAGCGUUAGCCUCAGCGGCGACGGCAUGUCGCUGCUGGUCGGCACCGCCGGCGACGCCGCCGCCCCCGAGGCCGCGUCGUUCAAGUACACGCCGCCUUGA
This is a messenger RNA of Emiliania huxleyi CCMP1516, 1974 nucleotides long. RefSeq lists its product as hypothetical. Lineage: Eukaryota; Haptophyta; Isochrysidales; Noelaerhabdaceae. The coding region runs from base 1 to 1974 and encodes 657 amino acids. The record is from RefSeq and is a predicted model, not a curated record. The transcript has 4 exons. Gene Ontology annotation, molecular function: protein binding.